AUACGGCUGCCGAGUACUGGUUGGCCGCAAUGACAGGUCUUUGGUCAGAAGACUGGUCGUCCAGUGAGGAGGCUUAGUCACUUCAAUCUAAGCCCGUCAUCGAAAUGGGUCCCCGAUCUCAGAAAAGGAGUGUGUUAAUCACAGGAUGUAGUCCUGGGUCAAUUGGCGAAGCUUUGGCAAGGGAGUUUCUUCUACUCAAUGAUUUCACCGUUUUCGCAACCUCGCUACCGGGCGAAGAACUCAAAGAGCUUGAAGGGUUAGGAAUUAAUUGCUUUGAGUUGGAUGUCACCUCGAGCGAAAGUGUCGAAACGCUGAAAGAUCAUGUGAUUGGACAUUUGGGUGAUGAACUUGACGUCCUCGUCAACUGUGCAGGAAUGAACUAUGUUAUGCCAGCCCUAGACGUGGAUAUCAAUGAGCUGAAGCGCAUUUUCGACGUCAACGUCUUCGGGCUUGUCCGAAUGACGCAGGCGUUUUCCACCCCCUUGAUCAAUCGCAAGGGACUCAUUGUCAAUGUAGGGUCUUUGGCCGCAUAUGCACCGUAUGUUUUUGGGUCUUCCUACAAUGCGAGUAAGGCCGCUUUGCUCGCCUAUAGCAAUACAUUGCGGAUAGAGCUGAGCCCUUGGAGCGUGCGAGUGAUGACCGUAAUAGCUGGACCAGUUGUCAGUGGUUUGAUGACACGGAAGAAGAGAACACUACCCGGGGACUCCAGAUACCAGCCUAUUGCUGAUUCUUUCGAUCAGCGAACGACUCACGACAAGCAUGGUGUUCAGGCGAUGCCUACUGAGGAGUUUGCCCGAUCUGUUGUCAAACAGGUGUUGAAGACUAACCCUCCGAAGUCAUAUUGGAUUGGACCAUUUUCGAGAACAGUCUGGUUGCUUGAGACUCUCGGCUUAAGUUCGGUGUGGUCUUGGUUCUUCCGGAAGAAAUUCCAAUUGUGGAAGUUAGAUAGGAACUAG
Messenger RNA from Xylaria bambusicola, 956 nucleotides. RefSeq lists its product as uncharacterized. Gene Ontology annotation, biological process: phosphatidic acid biosynthetic process; triglyceride catabolic process. Bases 105 to 956 code for a protein of 283 amino acids. NCBI's taxonomy places the organism in Eukaryota, Fungi, Ascomycota, Sordariomycetes, Xylariales, Xylariaceae. Gene Ontology annotation, cellular component: lipid droplet; endoplasmic reticulum. Gene Ontology annotation, molecular function: triacylglycerol lipase activity; acylglycerone-phosphate reductase (NADP+) activity. The transcript is spliced from 5 exons. The record is from RefSeq and is a predicted model, not a curated record.